This is a messenger RNA of Hymenoscyphus albidus, 3209 nucleotides long. The record is from the annotation of a GenBank genome assembly. Lineage: Eukaryota; Fungi; Ascomycota; Leotiomycetes; Helotiales; Helotiaceae.
AUGCUUGUCUCGCCUAAUGAUGUUUCGCGGGUUGCCCCACUGUUUAAGGCGACCCCUGUCAUUGAGAGACCCGUGGCGCGUCUUGAGGAACAAGACCGCGGGACAUUCAACAACUCACAAGAAAAUGAAUGGUAUCCAGCCAUGGACUUUGUAAGAAAUCCGAUUCUAUAUACUAUGCAGAGUGUACUAACAAUCAAAAUAGUGGUCGCGCUUAAUCGCGGGUACCUCCCUCGCCCCCGGAGGCAACAAAGGGGCUUCCAAUAAUCCAGAGAAGCGUCUGGCACGCUUUAAGCGGGAAUACAAUGAACUUUUGGUAGGAUGAAUCUGACUCCGGCAAUUUCUGGGACUUGAAUUGACUUUGAGUAGCAAGUCUGGCGUGGCACAUCGAAUUUGGCCAGAGACUAUGAAGCGGCGGAGGACAUACGUGGUUCCAUACAGGACCUCACCACGAUACUGAGCGAUGAAUCGAGACGGCCACUACCCCACCCCUGCAUCGUUUUCGCAUCCUCGAAGCAUGUUUAUAUACCGAUUGGCAAGAUUGCUACGACGUCAUACAAUGAAGGCAUUAUUCGAGAGGCGGUUGCGUUGUUUGCGACGUUGAUCGAUAGCGAGGAGGAGAACUUCGUGGAGAACGAUGCCUUUUCGAAGAGUUUGAUGAACCUGCUUGUGCGUAUUACGGGGGCAAAUAGCAUACGGUUGAGCUCCGAGACGGAAUCAGAAGUCGUGGAACUGUCCUUCAACAUUACGACCAAGAUCCGGCUUGAUCCGGAAAUACUGCCGGCAUGGUUCUCUGCACAAGAACGUGAAGAUAUGGGGGAUGACCGAGAUGCACACGAGAAAUUUACCGGGAGGACACAUAAGGAGGACUUUCCGCUCUUCUAUCUUCUGAUAGACUAUAUACACCAUGAAGGAAGAAUCGGCGAUUUUGCAAGGACAGGCCUGCUGUAUAUCAUAGAGGCCGCUUCAAAUUCAGUAGCGCUUGAGCAAUGGAUAGUUGAAAGCGAUCUGGCGACUCUAAUGGCGACUGGACUGGGAGCUCUGUAUAGUCAAUUGAGCCGGAAGCUGGUUAUUGAUUACCUUCCAGACGAGCUUCCCCCGAUUCUAGCACUUUCGGAUUAUCAACAUCCAAUAGAGACUUCAGAGAUCGUGAGUUCGGCGUCUCCGGAUUUUCAAAGUCAUAUGGAUACAUUUCUGUCCCACUUGGUAUUCUGGCAGGACGUCUUGAAUCAUUGCAAGUCUGUGGAGGUCAAACAAACACUUUUGGAGCAUUUUCAAGUGAUUUUUCUCCAACAACUAUUGUAAGAACCCUGACCUAUUUCGUUUUUUUACUGAAAGCUAAUGAAUAUAGAUAUCCCUCUCUUCUCGAGUCCUCCGAUGUUGACGGUGGAUCUUCAGUGGCAGUUUUGACAUAUCUUCGAAGAAUACUGGAAUCCCUUGAUCACCCUGAUAUGAUACACCUGAUUUUACACUACCUCCUCGCCCUUCCAAUCACGGCACCUACACAGAGUGAGUCUCGAGCAUCAGUAAGUGCCGCUAGGAAAAGAAAAUCGAUGGACUUGGCGACAAUGAUGGCUACAACUAUAGAGGUCGUUUCAACGCCAGCUCUUUUCAACCUUGUGGAUUUGAUACAAGCGAGUCUUCGAUCAGAAAGUGAGCAAACCAUAUCCGUCACACUACAACUUGUCUCUGUGAUUCUAAAACGACAUCACCGAUAUGCUGUAACAACACUUUUGUGGACGAGUCAGGUAUUAUCUGAGGAGUCCCAACGAACCAUUGGAGCUCAUGAAACGGAAAUGGAGUUCUUAUUGAACCUUGCUGGCUCUGUAGGAGGUGAGGGGAAUUUAGAUGAGAUGUACGAAAAUCACGUCAGGGAUAGCAUGAACAUGCUGGAAAGCCAUACUUGUUCGAUAUCUUUGAUUGUACCAAAAUCAGGAGGCGCCAUGAAGUUUCCUGGCUCACAAGCAACAAUACCUGGCGCUCCCCGCGACAUUCGACCUCACACUCUAAGACCUGAAGACCCUAUGCUGCAGACUUUCCUCGCCACGUUGUCGACGUUCUUUACCAAUUCUAUUGAAACGAAUUUAUCGCUUACGGGCGCAAUCAUGGAUCUAGCAACAUGUGGUUAUAUGCGCAUAGAUGGUUGGCUACUUCCUGACCCUUCAAAGUAUGUCUAUGAAGAGGACGAGGAGGAAGUUGAAGAAGAUCCGUUGCUAGUGCCAGUAGGGGAUCCAAUCGAUAUUGAAGAGAAGGCCCAGAUUAAAUCACUUCGAAAAAUGCGCCGGAAUCCAAAAUGGUCCUCUUCCAAUAUCCCUUCUUUCCUUACUCAGCUCAGCGCUCUGGUGGACCAAGUGCAGGCCUAUCGAAAUACAAUUCCUCGAUUUGAUGAGCUUCUAGAACAACGUCGUCAGGCUUUCUCUACUGCAUCUUCGCCGCCUCCACCGCCGCCUGUUCAUCAGUCUCCUCGGCGUUCUACUUCUUCUACACGAUCAGUGUCGCCUCCAAGGAAAUCAGGCUUUGAUACUCUGGCUCAACGUUUAUUCACUGAGCUCAGUGGUGAAAACUCACCCUCUCGCUCAAACUCACCUAGAGGACGUCGAAGCCAAGACCGUAGCAGUGGUGGUGGCGGGCUUAGGGAAGCGCUUGGAUUCUCCACGCCCAGCUCGAAAAAGCCCACCAUGGCUCCGCAGUAUUCGGGGAGUAGAACACCGUCAAGGGAAAGUUCUAGGGCUUUCAAUUCCAGUCCCCUGAGGGAUCCGGAGGGCAAGUUUGCUGCACCGGGUGUUCCAGCUAGUCAAGCAGCAGCUUUCGCUGCCAUUGAUCAAAGUAUUCUCGCCAGAAGAGUCGGAAAGCCCCUCCCGAAAAGUGAGGUAGCAGCUAUCCCAUUCCCUGACCUGCGAGGGAACUCAAAGAGCCUGGACGGCGCCGUGGAAAGUAAGACCGUGCCUGAAGCUAUUGAGAUGACUGGCACCAAAGCCGAGAAGGAAGGAGAAACGCAAGAGGAGCCAGAAGUGGAGAAGCAGGUCACUGUUAGUCAUGUUUUGACAAAUGUACUUGUAUUGCAGGAGUUCUUAACAGAGGUUGCGGCGCUAAUACAGGUUCGGGCGGGGCUGUUUGGGGAAAUUCGAUUUGUGUAAGAGCAUGCAUGCGUGGUGGGAUUGUAGUUUGUAGAUAUUAGAUAUUUUUUGUUUAUGAGAUACCUUUUUUGCGGC